Penicillium chermesinum is the source of this 840-nucleotide messenger RNA. Its product is annotated as ceramidase. The transcript has 7 exons. Bases 1 to 840 code for a protein of 279 amino acids. Lineage: Eukaryota; Fungi; Ascomycota; Eurotiomycetes; Eurotiales; Aspergillaceae. Gene Ontology annotation, biological process: ceramide biosynthetic process; ceramide catabolic process. Gene Ontology annotation, cellular component: endoplasmic reticulum membrane. The record is from RefSeq and is a predicted model, not a curated record.
AUGGACGUGUCCAAGGUAUCCGCCCCAUUCUGGGGAGAGCAGACCUCGUACCUCAACUUUUGCGAAGAGGACUAUGUGAUUACUCGUUACGUUGCAGAAUUCAUCAAUACAUUCAGCAGCUUUGUGUAUAUGUUCUAUGGAGUUUAUGGCCUUAUCCAGCUCCGCAAGAAGCAAGAUGCCUUUCUCCGCCGGAUGUCCUACUGUGGAUUAAUCGGAGUCGGUGUCUGCUCGGCAGGCUACCACAUGACUUUGAAAUACCACACUCAAAUGUCGGAUGAGCUGUCUAUGCAUCUUCUGACCACUCCGCUCCUGUUCCGUAUUCUUACUUUCCAAGUAAGCCCGCGGAACACGAAACUGAUCGGGGCCGUUCUCCUAACGCUGUUCACCAUCGUCAUGGUCGUGCACAUGGUUAUGGACGAGUUCGUUGUGCAUGCGGUGUCCUUUGGCCUUGCAGUCUGGCUUAUCGCAAGACGCACCACGAGAAUGAUCCCCGAGCAAAUCCCGGACCUCGUGCUGAGGAAGAAACUCCGAAACCUCUCCUUCUUUGGUUGCUUCUCCUUCCUUUUUGGGUAUUUCGUGUGGUUGAUUGACGAGUUUGCCUGUGCCCAUUUGACACAGAUUCGAAAUUCCGUGGGCCUGCCGCUGGCAUUUGUCUUCGAGCUGCAUGGAUGGUGGCAUUUCUUUACCGCAAUUGGUGGCUACAUCGCUGUCGUGACUGUGGACAAGAUUACUUCGGGUGAAGUGCAUGAAGACCCCACAGCAAAGAUGGCUUGGCCUAUUCCUCACGUGGCGAGCGUCAUUGAGUCGAUGACUGCAUCCAAAUCUGAAAAGAAAGCAUGA